This is a messenger RNA of Euleptes europaea (tarantolino), 1294 nucleotides long. RefSeq names its product hes related family bHLH transcription factor with YRPW motif 2 (gene HEY2). Lineage: Eukaryota; Metazoa; Chordata; Lepidosauria; Squamata; Sphaerodactylidae. Gene Ontology annotation, molecular function: DNA-binding transcription factor activity, RNA polymerase II-specific; protein dimerization activity; RNA polymerase II cis-regulatory region sequence-specific DNA binding. The transcript has 5 exons. Gene Ontology annotation, biological process: regulation of transcription by RNA polymerase II; circulatory system development; Notch signaling pathway. The record is from RefSeq and is a predicted model, not a curated record. Gene Ontology annotation, cellular component: nucleus. Bases 45 to 1055 code for a protein of 336 amino acids.
GCUGACCUCCUGUUUUGGAAGCUGGACGGUCCCCUUGAGCCACAAUGAAGCGGCCUUGCGAGGAAACGACCUCCGACAGCGAUAUGGACGAGACUAUCGACGUAGGGAGUGAAAAUAAUUACUCUGGGCAUAGUGUCAGUUCUGUGAUCCGAUCAAAUUCUCCUACCACAACAUCACAGAUUAUGGCCAGGAAAAAAAGAAGAGGGAUUAUUGAGAAAAGGCGUCGAGAUCGUAUAAAUAACAGUUUAUCUGAACUGAGGCGGCUUGUGCCAACGGCGUUUGAAAAACAAGGAUCUGCCAAAUUAGAAAAAGCAGAAAUCCUGCAAAUGACAGUCGAUCAUUUGAAGAUGCUCCAGGCAACAGGCGGGAAAGGUUAUUUUGAUGCACACGCUCUUGCGAUGGAUUUUAUUAGCAUUGGGUUUCGAGAAUGCUUAACUGAAGUUGCAAGAUACCUGACCUCUGUGGAAGGCCUGGACACAUCUGACCCUCUAAGAGUUAGGCUAGUCUCUCAUCUCAGCUCCUGUGCUUCUCAGAGGGAAGCUGCCGCAAUGACCUCCUCUAUAGCCCACCACCACCACCACCACCCUCUGCAUCCUCACCACUGGGCAGCAGCUUUUCACCAUCUCCCUACAGCUUUACUGCAGCAGAAUGGGCUGCAUUCCUCCGACAUCUCUCCUUGCAGACUGUCGACAGCGUCCGAAGUGCCUCCCCACGGAUCGGCUCUACUCACAGCCACUUUUGCUCAUGCCGAUUCCACGCUUAGAGUGCCCUCUGCUGGUAGCAUUGCUCCCUGCAUACCACCUCUUUCUACCUCUCUUCUCUCCCUCUCUGCCACCGUGCAUGCUGCAGCUGCAGCAGCUGCCCAGAGCUUCCCUCUGUCAUUCACUGGGGCAUUCCCAAUGCUUCCACCUAGUGCAGCAGCAGCAGCUGUGGCAGCUGCAACAGCAGUCAGUCCACCAUUGUCUGGAUCUGCAACAUCCGGUCCUCAGCAAGCAAGGAGUAAUGGAAAUAGUAAACCUUACCGACCCUGGGGGACUGAAGUCGGGGCUUUCUAAAUCUUACCUUCAUAUGCCUCCUUGGGAUGUUGUCAAGUUACAACAGACGCUCCUUCACGCAAAAUGUAGAUUGCUAACAAGUAAAGUUGCCCUGUGGAUGCCCAGAAACCAGAUGGGAAACAGCAACACCUUUUUGCCUUAAAGUGUCAAAAUGGACAUGAGAUAUUUUCUUCUUUAUUGCAUUAGGCAUACGGGACAGUGGUGAUUAUCAAACUGAUGACUACCAUGUAGGCAUUGCC